Molecule: messenger RNA, 2851 nt
Organism: Dimorphilus gyrociliatus
Lineage: Eukaryota; Metazoa; Annelida; Polychaeta; Dinophilidae
Source: the annotation of a GenBank genome assembly
UAUGCUCUACAGUAGCGGAUCGGAUGAUUCAACUUUGAAUACAAAAUCCAUCUAUAAAAACCUUGUUAGACCCGGUUUGCCGAGUUUAGAUACAAUGAGUCCAACAAUAAUCCAUUUAUUAGAUUAUCUGAAAUGGAAAAGGGUUGCGUUAAUGAUAUCGCAUACGUCAUUCUGCAAUUCGGUUUCGCAAUCCAUUGAGCGAAUGGUUAACGAAAGAUCGGAUUUAAAAGUUACUGAUAAGAUUAUUGUUAAUAGUUACGAAAAAGAAAAGGAGAUGGAAGUAUAUCUAAAGAGAAUUGCGGUUGGAGCUAGAAUUGUCAUUUGUUGCUUUUCAACCGAACAAAUCGGAAUUAUGAUGUAUACUGCCGCAAAGUUAAAAAUGACUGCAAAAGAUUACGCCUUCAUUUACUAUUCCGGCGUCCCGACUAGCUUCACCACAAAACCUUGGGGAGAUUCCAUUGAAAACAAAAAAUAUUUUGCGCCUCUUAUACAUAUAACUCUAAGCUCAUUGGCUGGAUCUCGUAUUCAAACAUUCCUUAGGGACGAUGUUCCCAUUGAAACUGCAAAAGCCCCAUUCUUCAGUCCCAUUUAUUUAAACAAUAACUGGACAGCUGGUGUCGAAGCUAUAUUUGUUUAUGAAACGACGUAUUUUCUGUGUAAUGUGAUGAAUGAAACCAUUCAGGCUAAUAAAUCAGUUAGAGAUAUUGAUUGGAUGAUGGAAAAGUCAAAAAGUAGAUAUAUACGUUCAAAAUUUGGUAGGAUUGAAGUAGAUUCAAAAGCUGAUAGGUUACCAGACUAUUGGGUUUGGCAUUUCGACGGAGAUAAGAAUGAGUACACUCCCUGGUUGGAAGUAAUUUUAACUGGUAGAUCAGGCAAUGGAAGUGAAAUUACAGUGUAUUCAGAAACCAAUUGGCAGACAGAAACUGGCCUUCCUCCACCCGACGUUCCUAAAUGUGGUUUUUCCAAUGAAUUUUGCCCUUCUCCUCCCACAGAUAACAAUGCACUAUAUAUAAGCAUUGGGGUAGCAUGUUUAGUUUUAAUACUCGUAUCGAUAGCGAUAUCCAUCUAUUUCAGGAGAAAAAAGUUAGAAGCGGAUAUAUAUCAAAUGAUUUGGAAAAUUAACGUCGAAGACGUCGAAUUAAUUAAUAAAGGGGCAUUUAGCGCGGUGAAUUUAAGUGCUAAAAGUAUCCAUUCAAAUUCUUCUCAACCGUCUAAUGCAUCUGUAAAAUCAGUUGGGCAAAUUUAUUCCAGAUUAGCGUUAUAUAAAGGUACAACGGUCUCGGUAAGAAUAUUUCCUCUGGAGAAUGCUACCAUUAACUUAACAAGAGAAAGAUUAAGAGAACUUAAAGAGAUGAAAGAGAUGAAUCACGAAAAUGUUAAUCCCUUUAUUGGUCUAAGUCUUGAACCUCCAAAAGCACACAUUCUAUGGAUGUACUGUUCAAGAGGUAGUCUACAAGAUAUAUUGGAAAAUGAUGAUCUAACAUUGGAUAGUUCAUUCAAGAGAUCCUUAAUAAAAGAUUUAAUAUCAGGAAUGAAUUUUCUUCAUUCGUCAAUUUUAAAAUAUCACGGAAGUUUGACAAGCGGCUGUUGUCUUAUAGAUAGUAGAUGGGUGUUAAGGAUUGGCUCUUACGGAAUGUAUCAACUAAGGAAUUUACAAUUUCAAUCAAAUUUAAAAAAAGAGGGAGUCGCGGAAUAUCAAAUUUAUAAAAAACUGCUUUGGUGUGCCCCCGAAAUUCUUCGUUCUCAACCCUUAACUAUUCAAGAUGGAACGUUACCUAUAGGUAAUCAAGAAGGAGACGUCUAUAGUUUCGCUAUGGUUCUUAGCGAAAUUCUAUUUAGGGGACUUCCAUAUUUCAAUACAUUUCUCUCGCCUAAAGAAUUGAUAACAAGAGUAAAAAAUGGUGAAAAACCGCCGCUUAGACCUACAAAGCCAGAAGAUUUAAAGUUGGACGAAGAUGAUGAUAAAUACAUAGAAUUAAUGAAAGAGUGUUGGAAUGAAAAUCCCCACGAUAGGCCUAAUUUUGAGAAAAUUACAAAAUCUGUACGCAAAAUAAAUAUUGGAAAGGAUUCGAAUAUUAUGGAUACAAUGAUAACUAAACUGGAAAAGUAUGCUAAUAAUUUGGAGGAAAUCGUCGAGAAUAGAACUAAAAUGCUUAUAGAAGAAAAGAAGAAAACCGAUUCUCUCCUAUACAGAAUGUUACCUCCAAUGGUUGCUGAAAAACUUAAAAGUGGCUGUGCAGUUGAAGCAGAAAUAUUCGAUUUAGUUACGAUAUUCUUUUCCGAUGUUGUUGGAUUUACUUCUCUUAGCUCGCAAAGUUCUCCAAUGCAAGUUGUUGAUCUCCUUAACGAUUUAUAUACCCUGUUUGAUGACAUUUUAAGUUUGUAUGACGUUUAUAAAGUUGAAACGAUUGGAGAUGCGUAUGUUGUAGUGUCGGGCGCCCCGCGUCGAAAUGGAAUGAAACACGUGAUAGAAAUAGCCGACGUUGCCCUACACUUGUCGAAAAGCGUCGGAAGUUUUCAAGUCAGGCACAAACCAGAUUUGACAAUACAUUUAAGAAUAGGUAUUCAUACCGGCCCUUGCGCAGCUGGAGUUGUUGGCCAAACAAUGCCCAGAUAUUGUUUAUUCGGAGAUACAGUUAUUACUGCAAAUAUUAUGGAAAGUAACGGAAAACCAUCAAAAGUUCACCUGAGUCCUUUUACAAAAGACGCUCUAGAAAAGGUAGCGGGAGGAGGGUACAAGAUAGAAGAACGAGGAAGUAUUCCCAUAAAGGGCAAAGGAGAGAUGACAACUUACUGGCUCUUGCAGAAAAUUGAUGAACAAGGGAAUGAACCAAAGAAAAAGGAAAUUUGA